Molecule: messenger RNA, 2125 nt
Organism: Galeopterus variegatus (Sunda flying lemur)
Lineage: Eukaryota; Metazoa; Chordata; Mammalia; Dermoptera; Cynocephalidae
Product: chromosome unknown open reading frame, human C3orf38
Exons: 3
Coding region: 342-1388 (348 amino acids)
Source: RefSeq, a predicted model, not a curated record
AGGCGCUCUUUUGGAGGAGGGACUUCGGCGGAGUUCAGGGCUUUUCUUUCUGUAACCAGCUCCCUUGUGGAGGGUCGGUGGUCUCCGAGUAAAAGCAGCUCUUUCCAUCAACGGUAGGAUUUCGCUCCGUCCGGCCAGCCCGGAACCUCAAGUCGGAGCACCGUAUUUCCUGAUUGACUGCCUUGGCAAUCACUUCCGCUCAGGGGUUUGGAAUACCUGAGACCCUUCCGCGGCGAACAAGAAGAGAAACACUUCCGGUCUCUGUUGCUAAGGCACGGGCCCGGUGGGCCGUAGAGACGACAUUAUUGGUGUCGUCCUCUCCCCCCUUCCCGGGGGUCGAGAUGUCGGGGCUGAGCUGCUCAGAGAUGGAGGGCUGUCGUAACCUGCUCGGCCUACUGGACAACGAUGAGAUCAUGGCCCUAUGCGACACCGUCACCAACCGCCUGGUGCAGCCUGAGGACCGGCAAGAUGCCAUUCGUGCAAUUUUAGUGUAUAGUCAAAGUGUAGAAGAACUUCUGAAGCGUAGAAAAGUCCAUCGAGAUGUCAUAUUUAAGUACUUGGCAACACAGGGAGUUGUUAUACCUCCAGCUACUGAAAAACACAAUCUUAUUCAAUAUGCAAAAGAUUACUGGGAAAAGCAAUCACCACUGAAAUUGAAGGAAACACCAGAGCCAGUUAUGAAGACAGAGGACAUCCAACUCUUUCAACAGCCGGCAAAAGAAGAUAAAAAAGCUGAAAAGGUUGAUUUUCGUCGCCUGGGAGAAGAAUUCUGUCACUGGUUCUUUGAACUUCUUAAUUCUCAGAAUCCUUUUCUGGGACCACCUCAAGAUGAAUGGGGUCCACAACACUUCUGGCAUGAUGUCAAGCUUAGGUUUUAUUACAACACAUCAGAACAAAAUAUGAUAGACUACCAUGGAGCAGAAAUCGUGAGCCUUCGUUUGCUGUCACUAGUGAAGGAAGAAUUUCUUUUCCUCAGCCCCAACCUAGAUUCCCGUGGACUGAAAUGUGCUUCUUCUCCCCAUGGGCUAGUUAUGGUUGGAGUUGCCGGGACUGUCCACCGAGAAAACACAUGUUUGGGCAUUUUUGAACAAAUUUUUGGACUCAUUCGGUGCCCUUUUGAGAAUACUUGGAAAAUCAAAUUUAUCAACCUAAGAAUUGUUGGAGAGGGUUCCCUUGCUCCUGGAACAUUACCGAAACCAGCUAUUACAUUUGAACAAAGUGAUCUAGAGGCCUUUUAUAAUGUAAUCACAUUAUGUGGUACCAGUGAAGUACACCUUAAUGUAAAGCAGUCAUUGGAUAGUGGAACUGGAGACCAAACUUUAUGUAGUGGAAAUGAGGCAUUGAUGAACAAAAGAGAACUGAGUUUACCUAACCUUCUAAGGCAUUGAGCUCUGUACGUUCGCCUAAAAGUCUUCUAUACAGAAACUCUUCUAAAUAUUAUAUCGAUAAUGUCUAAGUGUUUUCAGAUGUGAAGAUGGACAUAUUUUAGUUGAAAUACCUUUCUGGACUACAGACUGACAUGUAAAUAUUUGCCUAUUUCUACUUGAGUUGCACCAAAUGUUCUGAGGGCUUAAUGCAGUUCAUCAAAUAAAUCCCACUUUAGAUGUUACAGCUAACCAUGUGCCUUAGAAACCAGGUAAUAUUUUCACUUACGAAUAUUCUGCUAUUUUUUAUUCCCACUUUUCACGUGGGAAAAGAUUAAUAGUGUUUAAGACUUUCCCUCUUUAAGUUUCUCAUUUACUUUUAUCUGGAUAAUUGGAUAUUUUGCAAAUGCAUCUCACUACAGUAAUUUUUUUUUAAACUAUUAAAUAUUUUAGAGAUGUUUAAUGUAAACUCAGUUCUCAUUUUAGAAAACUUGAAUGACAUUCUUAUGCAAAAAGUCCAGUAAUAUACCAGGUGGAGAAAAAUUUAUCGCCUCUUUAAAUAUUUGAGGAACAUUUUUCAGUUAUCUGCUAUAGUACAAGCUAAGUAUCUUUUAUAGUCUGCAUCAUUUUUGGAACUAUUUUGGGCAGUGGUAAAUGCUGUUCUCAAAACAGACCUUAUUCUUACCUAGGCUUCAGCUAACAGUUUUAUAGAGCAUUUAUUGUAACAUCAUAUAAAGGAAAUAUAGUGUUGAAAUUUUAAA